AUGGCGGGAGCUUCGUGGGUAGCAAUUGCUGCUGUAAAAGCCCAUGGACUGGGAGUUGCUUGCCCAAGCAUUUUGUUCCAGCCUGGGGAGAGGACAGUGUGGGAGUCGGCACCUGGUGGAGUCUCUGGAAGAACUUCACCAUUAAAGACUGUGUCUGGAUUGGUGGUGCUACCCAAAUGACCGCACUGCAGUGCUUGCAGCUCCUUAGCAAGCUUGAGGAGGCCAACAGAAACAGAGAACAAUUUAACAGAAGUGAAAAAAGCUAUUAGGCAGCUUAAAGUAUGUGUUGUAAAGAAUGGUGGUAAGGAAACUGAUUCAGGAUGUCUCGUAUGUCUAGAAGUUUACUGUCCCAGGGACAUAGUGUGCAUUUUGAGCUGCAGCCAUCUUUUCCAUGAGAGAUGUACUGAGCCCUGGCUGUUAAGACAUAGGACGUGUCUAGAGUAUAAAUGUGAUCUCCUCAAAGCUAGACGAACAGCAGCGACUGUCAAAAAUGAAGAAAAAUCUCUAGCUGCUCUUGUGGCAAAUGAAGUUCUCAGUGCUGCUUUGCUUAAUGAAAGGGAGAAUGUUGGUGCAGUUGCACUACUAGAAGGUGUAUUUCUCAAGAGUGACCGGGUUGCAAGAAUGGUCCACAGUGGAGGAUGUUCUGCAAAUGACUUUAGAGAUGUUUUUAAGAAAAACAUAGAAAAGAGGGUCCGAAGUUUACCUGAAAUCGAUGGAUUAAGCAAAGAGACAGUGUUAAGUUCUUGGCUAGCCAAAUACGAUGCCAUAUACAGGGGAGAAGAGGACUUUUGCAAACAGCCGAAUAGAAUGGCCUUAAGUGCUGUAUCGGAGCUGAUUCUGAGCAAGGAACAGCUUUAUGAAAUGUUUCAGCAGAUUCUAGGGAUCAAAAAAUUGGAACACCAGUUGAUUUAUAAUGCCUGCCAAGUAAGUAUUGGUGUCAUUCGGUUCUGUUGUGUUCAGAAUAUCUCCCCGCCGCUGACAGGUCAAGUGCUUCCUCCCUGUGUGCCGAAGCUUUCAGUUUUAAGUACAUCUCCACAGUCCAAGGAGAUGAGACCCUUCAGGAAGGAAUCUUUGCAUCAUUUGGUCGCUGGAGAGCACUUGGAAAAAGGGUAUGCCAGAGUAUAUGGUACUUAUGCUGCAGGGAUCUCCUGA
Messenger RNA from Pelecanus crispus (Dalmatian pelican), 1152 nucleotides. The record is from RefSeq and is a predicted model, not a curated record. NCBI's taxonomy places the organism in Eukaryota, Metazoa, Chordata, Aves, Pelecaniformes, Pelecanidae.